AUGACUCCAGUCCAGAACCGAAUUUGUCAAAUAUCUCUUGCACUGAGUACAAACAAACCAGAAAACGACAAUUUUGUUUUUCCGGCACAGGCAGAGAAAGCCACACGACAACAAGAACGAGAAGUGAACAUCAAGAGUCUCGAAGCGCCUUGUCCUCGACUAGGCUGGCCACAUGAUGCUCAUCUCCAGAGUUGCCCGUAUCCGAUGCGAAUGAAUGUGGAACACACGGACGAGUUGAGGGAACUACAUGAAGCGCUGGUGCUUGCUAUUAACAAUAUUAUUGAAAGAUGGUGGAGGGACGAAGAGGCGGAGUUUUCGAAAAGGAUGCCAUUAGAAGCGCACGAGGAACUUCUUUUACAGUGGAUCGAUGGUCAUGAUACAGCCUCUCGUCCAUUUGAUAAUCACCAAGGUUCAUGGAGACCAGAUUUCCUGAUUGAAGAGGUAACUACGACUGAUGGACCUGGAUCAUCAAAAGAGCAGUUUCGUGUUUGUGAAAUCAAUGCACGAUUUGCUUUCAAUGGAUUCUUGAUUACUGCAUACGGCCAGCAAGGUCUACUGGACCUUGGAGCUGAACGGAAAGGAUUCAAGGGAGCAGCGGAGAGCGAUGAUAUCAUAGAUGGUCUGUUCACAUUAUUUGACCCCGAGCUUCCCUUACACCUUCUCAAAGGCAGCGAAGGAGGCCACGAUAUCCUCAUGUUCCUCGAGUGUGCAGAGCGACGAACAGGAGUUGUACCUAGAUUCAUUUCACCCCAGGAUCUUCGACUGGUGCCGAGCCCAGACUCCAAAACGGGAUACAAGAUCUGCUGCGUGACUGAUAUUGAACAAGCAUUGUCCGCAAAUACAAAGCAUCCGAAAUCGUCAACCUUCACCGAUCAUGCAACAGGAGAGGUUCUGGAAGAAAUCCACCAAGUAGGACUCGAACUCCAUCAGCACGAACUCCAAGCGCUCUCGCCCGAAAUGCUUCAGCAUCUGUCCUCGCGCUGUUUCAACGACCUCAGAUCCGUUUUCCUGGUGCACGACAAGAGAUUGCUCGGAAUUGUUCACCAAGAACUGGGCUCGUUGGUUCACAGGUAUCGUAUUCUUACUGAGCGUCAAGCCGAGGUCCUCCGCCGUGGUAUUGUACAUACAAUUCUCCCGGGGUCACCGGAAGUCCAGGCCUUUGUCCGGAAAUGUCGGGAGUCACCGUCCUACAAAGACAAUUAUAUCCUCAAGCCUGUCCGAGGUGGCAAGGGCGAAGGAAUCCUCUUUGGGGAUGAGCUAUCAACCGAAGAAUGGAAUGAAAAGCUCAAAGGACUUGAAAGCGCAGCGUUGACACCGAGUGGAACGACCUAUGUGGUACAGCGUCAGGUUCAGCAACCACUCUAUGAGGUCCUGUUGAGGGAAGAGGAAGGCGUACAGCGCAACCGUCUGGUGGGGACAUACAUGUCUAUCCACGGAAAAUAUAUCGGGGUAGGAUGCUGGCGCAGUGGGCCGGGCAGGGUAUGUGCUAUCAGCCAUGGGGGUGCAUGGAUGGUUUCAGUUGUAUGA
Molecule: messenger RNA, 1527 nt
Organism: Penicillium samsonianum
Lineage: Eukaryota; Fungi; Ascomycota; Eurotiomycetes; Eurotiales; Aspergillaceae
Exons: 3
Coding region: 1-1527 (508 amino acids)
Source: RefSeq, a predicted model, not a curated record